Aspergillus lentulus is the source of this 1401-nucleotide messenger RNA. Lineage: Eukaryota; Fungi; Ascomycota; Eurotiomycetes; Eurotiales; Aspergillaceae. The record is from RefSeq and is a predicted model, not a curated record.
AUGCGAAACAACGUGCUUAUGUGUCUGCUGAUUGCUGGCCAAGCCGGUGCCAUCAAAACCAUCUACUUCCAUCCAUUAAGCCAUAUCCCCGGCCCAAAAUGGCGGAUCGCAUUUCCGCUCUUCCACCACCUUUCAGCCAUCCGCGGAAGACUAGGCCUAGACCUUCGCUCCUGGCAUAACAAAUACGGCGACGUCGUCCGCUCCGGUCCUGACGAAGUCACCUUCACCACCGCGGAAGCCUGGAAUGAUAUCUACGGCCAUGGCCACCGCCAGCUCCCGGAAGUGCAAAUCUCCACCAUCAACGGCAAGGACAUCUUCAGUGCCUACGACGUGGACCAUGCUCGGUUCCGAAAGGCGCUGUCGCACGCGUUCUCGGCCAAGGGCCUGCAGGCUCAGGAGUGCCUCGUCGCACGGUACAUCGAUAAACUGAACGAGCGACUGAAGGAGUUCGCGGAGUCGGGGAGGGCGGCGGAUAUGGGCAAGUGGUAUAAUCUGGCGACGUUCGACCUUAUCGGGGAUCUUGGCUUCGGCGAGCCGUUUGGGGGGCUGGAUCGUGCGGAGUAUCAUCACGGGGUGGCGACGAUGUUUGGGUUUGUGAAGUCCAUUCCGUUCCUGCGGGCGCUGCAUUUGUAUCCGGUGGUAUUCAGGGUGAUUCUCGCGUUUCACCCGGGAUCGUUAAUGGAGAUGAGAAGCAAGCAGGUCGAGCAUGCGAAGGCGACUGGGUUAAGUCAGGAGGAGCUGGAAGAAAAUGCUAAUGUCCUCAUUCUGGCUGGGAGUGAGACUACGGCUACGGUGUUGUCCGGCGUUACAUACUGGCUUCUUCGAACCCCGGAUGCGCUUGAUAAGGUGAUGCGCGAGGUGAGAGCAGCAUUUGCAUCGGAGAAGGAUAUCACUUUCAAUCAGAUCACGGCAAAGUUGCCAUACAAGCUGGCAUGCCUGAACGAAGCCUUUCGGCUGUAUCCUCCUGUACUAGGAGGACUCCAGCGCUGGACGGAAGUGCCCACCUGGAUCUCGGGCUACCGCGUUCCUGCGAAUACCAAGGUCUCUGUCCACCCGUUGUCCGCAUACUCGUCACCGAGGAAUUUCCACCAAGCCGACCGAUUUCUCCCUGAACGAUGGCUACCAGAGGCGAUUGAGGACCAUGCAUCGCCGUUCUUUUCGGACAAUCGCGCCGUCUUCCAGCCAUUCUCGAUCGAGCCACGGAAAUGCCUCGGCAGGAACUUGGCUUACAUUGAGAUGCGGGUGAUACUUGCACGGGUCCUUUGGAGUUUCGACCUGGAACUGUGUAAGGACAGUCGCGAUUGGAAGGAUCAGAAGGUAUUUGUGAUAUGCGAGAGGGGCUCAUUGAUGUGCAAGCUUACCAUGCGAGACGACCGUGGGGAUCUUCAAAAAGGUUGCUGA